Physeter macrocephalus (sperm whale) is the source of this 4095-nucleotide messenger RNA. RefSeq names its product zinc finger protein 134 (gene ZNF134). NCBI's taxonomy places the organism in Eukaryota, Metazoa, Chordata, Mammalia, Artiodactyla, Physeteridae. The coding region runs from base 415 to 1761 and encodes 448 amino acids. The transcript has 2 exons. Gene Ontology annotation, molecular function: DNA-binding transcription repressor activity, RNA polymerase II-specific. Gene Ontology annotation, biological process: negative regulation of transcription by RNA polymerase II. The record is from RefSeq and is a predicted model, not a curated record.
GUCCUCGGAGCCGCGAGGCCCCAGCGUCCCUUGUGGUUCCACGUGAGGGCGUCAACGAGUCGCUGCGGCCGAUGGCUCAAUGGGAACUACAUUACCCAGAAGCCCGUGCGCCGCGCAGCGGCGGUACUCUUAAGGGCAUUUCCGUACGUGCGGAAGUCGUCUGGGAGGGACUUCCGGCAUCUUUGCGGCGGACAUUUUGUUGGCUUUUGGUCGACCCGUCAGAGCAUAACGUUGGGAGCUGUGGUUCGAUUCAGAGGUGACGGAAAGUGAGAAGGCGCGAGUGGCUACCCUGUCCUCGAUGCAGAGUGGCUUGGUGGUGGUAACGCUCGCGAGAAUUCCGCCGCCUGGCCGAGCGACGGCUAUGCCCGGUUUCCGACCUGGGAUCCCUCCCGAAUCUGUGUGGUCCAGACUGUGAUGGCGGCGGCCUUGGGGACGGACCCGCUUAGGUGGGUGCUGCGUUCCCCGGAUCUUGACGCGUCCCGCCCCCCACCUUCGAAUCGUAGGACCCCGAGUUGUUGUUGGCAUGGAGUGGAGAAUGAGAAUGAAGAGGCACCUUCUGAGCAGAGUGUUUCUGUAGCAGUGUCACAUGUUCAUACUUUCAAGGCAGAUUCAUCGACCCAGAUGGCUCACUCUUGUGACUUAUGUGGCCCAAUCUUGAAAGAUAUUUUGUACCUGGAUGAACACCAAGAAACACACCAUGGACUGAAACCUUACACAUGUGGGGCCUGUGGGAGACAAUUCUGCUUCACUGCAAACUUUGACCAGCACCAGAAGCUGUACAAUGUAGAGAAACUCUUAAGAGGAGACAAAGGCAAGACCCCAUUUGUGAAGAACUGUAGGGCUUGUGAAGAACCUUACCUGUCAGAGAAGCCCUUUGCAUGUGAGGAGGAGCAGAAGAACUUCCAGACCAGUUUGGGCAGUCACCAGCAAAAGGCCACCCCCAACAAGAGGAAAACAAGGAGCACUGAGAGCGGGGAGGCCUAUCACAUUGGACAAAUGCAUUACAAGUGCAGCGAAUGUGGGAAAGCUUUCAGUCGCAAAGAUACGCUUGUCCAGCACCAGAGAAUCCAUACUGGAGAAAAGCCUUAUGAGUGCAGUGAAUGUGGGAAAGCAUUCAGCCGCAAAGCCACACUUGUCCAGCACCAGAGAAUCCACACAGGAGAAAGGCCUUAUGAGUGCAGUGAAUGUGGAAAAGCCUUUAGCCGCAAGGACAACCUUACUCAGCACAAAAGAAUUCACACUGGAGAAAUGCCUUAUAAGUGUGGCGAAUGUGGCAAAUACUUCAGUCAUCACUCCAACCUAAUUGUACACCAGAGAGUUCACAAUGGAGCAAGGCCUUUUAAGUGCCACGAUUGUGGGAAAGUCUUCAGACACAAAUCCACACUUGUUCAGCAUGAGAGUAUCCACACUGGAGAAAAUCCUUAUGUUUGCAGUGAAUGUGGGAAAUCCUUUGGCCACAAGUACACCCUCAUUAAACACCAGAGAAUUCAUACUGAGGCAAGGCCUUUUGAGUGCAUUGAAUGUGGGAAAUUCUUUAGUCGAAGCUCUGACUUUAUUGCACACCAGAGAGUUCACACAGGUGAAAGGCCUUUUGUGUGCAGCAAAUGUGGGAAAGAUUUCAUCAGAACCUCCCACCUUGUUCGGCACCAAAAAGUUCACACUGGAGAAAGGCCAUAUGAAUGCAAUGAAUGUGGGAAAUCGUAUAGCUUAAGCUCCCAUCUCAUUAGGCACCAGAAAGUUCACACUGCUGGAAGGCUUUAGGAGUGCUUCCCACACAACAGAACUCACGGCGAGGAGCUCUGUAACUGCCUUUAGAGAGGGAGACAUCAAUCAUGUGUCAAACCACAUAUAUCUGGACAUUAAUACUGUGGAGUAUUUUAUGAAUGCCAGGCGCAGGGGAAGCUUUCAGGGGCUAUGUUGCACUUUCAGACCUGCUCAGGUUCCUUGCCAUAUUUGUUAGUGUCAGUGCCUGUGGCUGAAACCAUCUCAACUCUACCAGCUUAAUUACCUUAAUAUUCUUACGGGAGGCAGAACUUCAUACUCUCUUCAAUCCCUGGAGAAAAUUGUAAGAAACCUGAAUUAAAUGGUGGUCCUCAUUUGCUCCCCUCUGACCGGAAAAGGUGUGGACAUGAUCCACCUUUAGCCAAGAGGACAUGAGCUGUGUUCUGGUAGCAGAAAAGGUUUACUUUAUUCAUGGACAUUGUUGGUCUCAUGUGAUACUUGUGAUGAAUUUUUCCAGCCUCCAAGUCACCCAGCUGGAUAACUACUUGCCUCAUGUUGCUCUGGUUUGUGUGGUAAUAAAUACCUUAUUAUUUAAGCCACCUUUAAUCUCGGAGGUUCUUUUUAGUGGCUGGAGUGGUUUAGAAAUUAGAAACCAUUAGACUGCCAAACUGAAGAGGUAAACUGUUUGUGGUGGGCUCUCAACUGUGUGCCUCAAAUGGAACAGCAGCUUGGCAGAGAACAGUUCUCAGUCCAGUCUUGGUGUUAAUUUCCAUUGCUGACAGAAGGGUGAGAAUUCAGGGCUUUGUAGGCCUGAUUUUGUCUGGAUUUCAGAGUUAUUAGAGGGUCCAGACAUCACCUUGAGGAGGGUGGUGUUGUAACAACCUACAACAUGUUUGGGAGCAGCAUGGCUUCAGUGUUGUUUUCACAGUAUAUCCCACAUUCCCUGGCACUGUUGAGGGGCAGCUGUUCCUCAGGACCUGCCAAGUGCCAUAUGCCUUGAAGGCCAGAAUCUGGUACAGGAGUCACUGGCUGUAAGACUUACUGUGUCCAGGGAGGAAACAAAAUUGAUACAGAAACACUGGGUGUGAAUAAUUGGGAUUGGAGAGACUGCUGCAGAUGAGAAUGGGUGUGCCCAUGCUAAAAACACAUCCAUAAACAUUCAAGUCACUGUCGCUGGAUGAGAUCAUGUAUAGAGAUGGUCGUGCUCUCUGGGGCUGUCUCAUUCUUACAACCAGGGUCAGUGGCAGAGCAAAGAAUGUAGUUUUCCUCAAUUUCUGUGCCUCCUUGGGCUCUUCAGCUGAUGUCUUUGCUGCAUGGGCAGGAACCCUGGGACUGAGAAUAGAACUAUAGUCAACAUGCAGUAUACUGCACACACUGUACAGUUUGGUAAGCCUUAAUAUAUGUAUACACAUUUGAAAUCGUCUAGUCAUGAUAUUGGAUAUAUCCAUCACCCUUUCUCUGUGCCUUUCCUAAUAUUUUCCCUACCAUCCCUAGGCAACCAUUGAUUGACUUUCAGUAUAGAUAAAUUUGCCUUUUCUAGAAUUCUAUUUAAGUGGAACCUUAAAAGUUUAUUUUUGUCUGCUGUCUUGCAGCCUGAUUAUUUUGAGAAUCAUCCAUAGCUCAUUUUAUUGCUGAGUAAUGUUCUGUAUGGAUAUACCACACCAUAUCAAUUUAUCUUAAAUGAUAUUUGGAGGUUCCCCCCCCACAUAUUAAAAUAAAGCUGCUGCAAAUAUUCAUGUGCAAGUCUUUUUAUGGACAUUUAGCUGAGGACAUUUCUAAAAAGUUUUGAAAGUUGUGGCCUCGUUUCUUCUUACUGAUUAUAGUAAAAUGGGAUAGGGAAAAGUAAAUAUAGGGAAGACUUGAAAAACAGAAAAGACCCAAGAUUUGAUGGUUUGGGAAAUUCUCAGCAAAUUUUUUUUUUUUAAGACAUUGCUUCUUCUUUUUUUUUUUUUUAAAUUUAUUUUUGGCUGCCUUGGGUCUUCGUUGCUGCACGCGGGCUUUCUCUAGUUCAGGCGACUGGGGGCUACUCUUCAUUGCAGUGUGCAGUCUUCUUACUGCGAUGGCUUCUCUUGUGGAGCAUGGGCUCUAGGCACAUGGGCUUCAGUAUUUGUGGCACGUGGGCUCGAGUUGUGGCUCAUGUGCUCUAAGCCCAUGCGCCACAACUAUUGAGCCCAUGUGCCACAACUACUGAGCCCAUGUGCCACAACUACUGAAGCCUGUGCACCUAGAGCCUGUGCUCCACAAGAGAAGCCAGGACAAUGAGAAGCCCGUGCACUGCAACAAAGAGUAGACCCCACUCACUCCAACUAGAGAAAGCCUAUGCACAGCAACGAAGACCCAACACAGCCAUCCAUAAAUAAAUAGAUAAAUAAA